CCCCAAACUACCAGUAAUAUAUAAACGAAAGUUGAAUUGUACAGACAUCAGUGAGUGCAACGUUAAAGCAGAGAAAGUGUGAAACCUAAUCCCACACGUUGUGGAUUUAGUGGUGGAAUCAUCAAGCCUGAUAUAAAAGAGAUACGCGUUUUGAGUGGAUCCAAUUUUUCAUUCUGGUGUGUCAAAAAGUGUUUUGAAUAAGGAUUAAAAAUAAAGAUGAAGAUUGGGGUGUUUAUUUUAGCGCUUUUCGCGCUUUCUUCGUGCGAAGAUAAACAACAAUCGUGGUCGUGGGAUAAUAAGGAAGGGGAGAAACAAUCGUUGUUGUUAACUGGUGAAGAUUUAUUAGCUGAGCCUUCGGAGAACAUCGAAGAAUCAAAUUACAACGUUACUAAUGUCGAUGAAGUCGUCGAUGCGAUUUUAAGCUCUUCACGGGAAGGAAGAAACUUGAAAGAAUUCGAUGAAGUUUACAGCGAUCCUAGUUUACAAGAGGCUAUUCAAAGUGGUGAUGAUAGCGAAGCAAGAAAUGUAAUUCGAGAUAAAUUGUGUAGUUUGGGGUUGAUGCAGUGUGAUGGUAAGCGUCCUUAUAUUGCUCCUGAAGAUUUGGUUUAUGCUCAACCCGUUGCGAUUAAUCCGGUUGGGCGUCCAAUUCCAACGAUUCCUCUUAAAUCGCCAGGGAGAGGGCAAGGAUAUGGACCACCGAAACCAGUUCCUUUCCCACCUAAACUUGGUCCAUACCCAAAUAGACCAAUUCAUGGACCACCGUUUAAUGGACCAUCAAUUCAUGGCCCACCUUUUAAUGGACCACCAAUUCAUGGUCCACCUCGUAAAGGAUAUGGUCCACAAUUAUCGCCACCCCCAAAACCAUACUUUGAUAAAACUUUUAUUUCUUCCGGAUCAUCUUCGUUUGAUUCUUCAGAAAUCUUGUAUUCUAAACCACCAAUUAGUGGUGAAUUCCCAUACGAAAUUGAGCAUGGAUCGUUCCAUAAAGAGAAAAAGCCCGUUGAAGUUAUCGUAAAUGCUCAAGGAGGUUCUGCUACAGGUGCAGGAGUGCAACAACACGUUCACCAUCAUUUCCAUCACGCCGAAAAUGGAGUUGGAGGAAAAGUUCCUAUUGCAACAAUUCCUUUAGUCAGUGAGAGCGUUGGGGCUGCUUUAAUCGAAAAAGACAACAACUUUAAACCAAGUACUUUGUUAUCUUCAAGCGCUGGGUUUGAAAGCUCAAGUUUUGGAGGAAGUAAUUCGUUUUCAUCUUCGCAUUUAGGAGGAAACGUAGCUAAUUUAGCUGGGGCUGGCACUUUUGCUUCUUUAAAUCCAUCAGGACAUCUUUUUAACGGUGCCAAUAAUUAUGGCUCAAACUCUUUAAACCCAUCAUCUGGAAGUCUCUUUAACGGAGGAAACAGUUAUGGAGGUCAAUCAAUCGCAAAUUAUGGCUCAGGGGGUUUGGGAUCAUUCACAACAAAACCAUCAGGAAUUCACAGUUUAAGUCCACAAACAUUUGGGGGUUCAUCUUUAUACACAAAUUCCAUCGGUUCAACCGUGGGUCAAUAUGGAAGCUCCAACUCCCAAUUUUACAAAAAAGAGCUUAACACAAACACCUUCCAAUCGAACAGCAUCUCCAACGACGAUAAAUACCAAGGAUUCGAAUCUGCUCGUGCCGAAAACUUCGAUUGCGUGUGCGUCCCAUUCGAUCAAUGCCCAUCGCACGAAAUCAUAGGAAGAAAAGACGACCUCCUCCUCGCUUUAGAUCCGCGAAGUCUUAAAAGCGAUAUUAAAGCCGAACCCGUUGAAACGGAAGAAAGAGUUUUAACCGAUGCAAACGGAAACAUGACGGUUAUUCGAGUACCUAAAGGGACGCCAGCUCUAAAUAGUACGAAUGGAGGCAAAGAAACAAGGACGAAGAGGGAAGUUGAAAAGAAGAGUGAUGAAGGUGCUAAAACGGCGGAAGGAAGGCAAAGUUAUUUCGGAAACGGAUUUGGUCGCCCACAAACUUGCGGGCCAAGACACGUUUGUUGCCGAAGACCUCUUCGCCCAAACAUCCCAACUCCAACCCAACGCCAAUGCGGAACCAGAAACGGACAAGGAAUCACAGGAAGAAUUAAAAAUCCUAUUUACGUCGAUGGAGAUAGCGAAUUCGGCGAAUAUCCUUGGCAAGUUGCCAUUUUAAAGAAAGACCCCAAAGAAAGCGUUUUCGUUUGCGGUGGAACCCUCAUCGAUCAUUUACACAUCAUAACAGCAGCUCAUUGCAUUAAACAAUAUUCCGCAUAUGAUCUUAGAAUACGUCUUGGUGAAUGGGAUGUAAAUCACGACGUUGAAUUCUUCCCUUAUAUCGAAAGAGAUGUUCAAAAUGUCGUUGUUCAUCCCGAAUUUUAUGCUGGAACUCUUUACAAUGAUCUCGCAAUUCUUCGAAUGGACAAAUUCGUCGAUUUCGCAAAGCACCCUCAUAUUAGCCCCGCUUGUCUCCCAUCUCCAUACGAAGACUUUACCGGAACGAGAUGUUGGACUACCGGAUGGGGAAAAGACGCUUUUGGUGAUUUCGGAAAGUACCAAAAUAUCUUAAAAGAAGUCGACGUACCAAUUGUUGGACACGAUCAAUGUCAAAGACAACUACAAAAUACUCGAUUAGGUUACGGAUUCAAACUCCACCCUGGAUUUGUUUGCGCUGGUGGGGAAGAAGGUAAAGACGCAUGUAAAGGUGACGGAGGUGGUCCGAUGGUGUGCGAAAGAAACGGAUCUUGGAAGGUUGUUGGUGUUGUUAGUUGGGGAAUUGGAUGUGGACAAGUCGGUGUACCAGGAGUUUAUGUUAAAGUUGCUCAUUAUCUAGAUUGGAUAAAACACGUUACACAACAGUUUUAAAUCAUUCUUGUUUCUCUUAGUUUGUAGCUUUAAUAUUUUUGUACAUUAUUUAUAAAUUUAAUU
Molecule: messenger RNA, 2916 nt
Organism: Onthophagus taurus
Lineage: Eukaryota; Metazoa; Arthropoda; Insecta; Coleoptera; Scarabaeidae
Biological process (GO): proteolysis
Molecular function (GO): serine-type endopeptidase activity
Source: RefSeq, a predicted model, not a curated record